AAUCACAUUUUCUGUUGAGCGGCUCAGCGGGGAGCUGCCUGUCAUUGACCGGCGGAGCUGCUCGCUUGUGGGGGUCUUUUUCGUUUUUCCUGGCUGCCGCUCGGUGCUCAUGGAUAGUUCUAGCUCAAAGACGAGGCAGUGAGCCAGUAUUUGUGACAGAAUGGUAUUAAGAAAAAGACUAAAAUGGUGCCUUUGUAGUAGGAGUAUUGAUGAUGCCGGUGCCUUGUAGCUGGAGUGAAAGUUAGCUAACGUUAAUGAGUAGCAUAACGUUAGCCGACUAGCUAAUGCUAGGCCUUCCGUUUCCUUUUGGUUUGUCAGGACACUUUAUUGUUUUAUUCCUCCCUUAGUAAAGUAGAGCUCUGUAGCUCUUUUGUUUGCUGGCGUUUGCUGAUUUUUCCCCUUUGCUUCCUGUGGUGAACAAGGCACUGAAAUGAAGAGAGUGAACAGCUUUCAGAGGUUCAUGAACAGACGGGCCUCUGCUAACUGCCGCUACCAGCCCACCUGCUAUGAGCAUGCUGCAAACUGCUACACCCAUGCCCUCCUCAUUGUGCCGGCCUUCGUGGGCAUGGCGUUGCUGCAUCGUUUGUCCGAUAACGGCUGGGAGAGGAUCACUGCCUGGGUGUACGGCAUGGGACUGUGUGCCCUCUUCCUGGUCUCCACUGUGUUUCAUAUCAUCACCUGGAAGAAAAGCCACAUGAGGUCUAUGGAACAGUGUUUCCACAUGUGUGACAGAGUGGUCAUCUAUUUCUUCAUCGCUGCCUCCUACACACCUUGGUUGAACCUGCGUGAGUUGGGCCCACUAGCAGCACACAUGCGCUGGUUUGUGUGGCUCAUGGCUGUUGCUGGAACCAUAUAUGUCUUCAAUUAUCAUGAAAAGUAUAAAGUUGUUGAGCUGGCCUUCUAUUUGAUGAUGGGUUUUUUCCCUGCAUCGGUAGUGACAUCAAUGAGCAACACAGAGGGCCUUCAGGAGCUGGCCUGCGGUGGACUCAUCUACUGCCUCGGUGUGUUCUUCUUCAAGAGCGACGGCGUCAUCCCCUUUGCCCACGCCAUCUGGCAUGUGUUCGUGGCGCUGGCUGCGGCUGUGCACUACUACGCCAUCUGGAAAUACCUCUACAAGGCCCCCAGCGCAGACGCCCUCCUCCAGUCGUGACCAAAACUGAGGCUGGACGCUGGUUCUCCACCUUCACUGCGCGCUUCUGAACAGAGGCGCCUGCACACCGAUCCCCCUCAACUGCCCGCUGAAGCUGCAGCAAAAGCCGUAAAGUUUACGAAAAUAAUGACCAUGAAUGGUUUACUGUUUUCUAACGCGGAGAACAGAUUUUUCAGCGUCUCACUGACGAGCAAAAGCUACUUUCAAAGCUGUUUUGUACAAAUUCAGUCUAAAAACACAGCGAGGGAAUUUUGACUUUUUACAGUGAAACCCGCACAUUCAUGAGUAUUUGAGAAAUUUGAUAGCAGCCUUUUGUAUCACUUGAAGUGAGUUACAUUCCACAUUGGGGCCAUGUGAGUGUCAAAACCUGGAGAUUCAUCCAUAUCAGCUGGUUAUUUGAACACUAGGGAUAUUGAGUGAGGUGUUUAAGUUAGCUCAUAUCAGUAGCACAGCUGGGUAUCAUUUAAAACCAAAACUAUUACUUUUUUCAUACUUUACUCUUGAGAAAUCUGAAAUUGUUUUUUUUUAUUUAUUAAAAUACGAAACCAAAGGUCUGAAAUGUCCAAAUGUAAACAGCUGUACAAAAACUUUGCACAAUUCUGAGAUCAGUAACUUAAUAAUCGAAAAAUAAAUUCAAUUAGAGCAAGAAUCUGAGCAGAUAUUUGAUGCCAACAUUUGAUACUCUGUACCAAAAAGUAAUGCUGUAUGAUGCUCAGCCUUUGUCAGUAGUUGAUGCAGAUUGGAAGUGUCUGGAGUUAGUUUUGUGCUGCUGGUGCAUUUUCAAGUCAGUCAGGACGGAAAGAAAUGACAAGAAAAAAUCUAGAUGGAAGUUUAGUGAUUUAUUUUCCUAUUUUAUUUUUACAGUGAUCACACGUUUUUGACCAGUACAUGUUUUGUUUCUGACCAGUAUCCAAAUGCAGUCCUCAGGUUUCAUAGAUCAACAGUUUCUCCUGUAAGUGUUUAGCGCCCCCUGCUGGUGUUGUAAGAAGGUGACACAGAUGAGGUGGAGUUUUGUUAAUGAGCCAAAUGAUGAGAGAAAAUCUGUUCAGCUUAAUAUGAGACCGAUUGUGAACUCUGUGUGUGUGUCUGUGUCUGUGUGUGUAUGUGUCUUUGUGUGCGCACGACCUUCAUACUGUAGUCCAGUAUUACAUUUCCACUGAUUGUCUCUCUCUCUGUGUUUUUGAUUUGCACCACUAGGACAAACAGUGUUUCCUGUCUGUGCUCUGAAGUGGGUUUGAUCAGUGGAGAAACCUCAUGUUCAUGUUUUUGUAAAUUUGCUUAAUGGCUCCAGAUUCCUCUUCCUCCUCUUAGUGAUGUAUGGAGCUGAAUGAUUGCAUAUUUCUUAAUUGUUGAAGUGAUUUCCUGAACCACUCUGUUUUGUAAUGUUUGUAUAUUCUGUUGUUUGUUCCGUUGAUUACAUGAUCCUGGCCUUUGCAGGGAAAAAACUGCUUCUUGUCUGUCCUAUUGGCUGUUAAUGGUGCUGCAUAUACAUGAAUGCUCCUCCACUAUACUGAAUAUCACCUUUCUAAUGUGACAAUAAAAAUGAUAAUGCCCCACAUCUGAGCCUCCAUAAAAGAUCCUAAUUCAUCAUGAGCACUCAGAGGUUUCCUUUAAAAUCCUGUUUGCACUGACUGUCUUUUGCUAUCAGGGAAAUCAUGCUCUCAUCAGACACAUUCAUUUCCAACAGGGACAAGAACACCAUCUUCAAGAAUGUUUUUGACAGGAUGUACAACUACAUCUGGAUAGAUCAUAUGUAAAACCGAGUGGUCAAUGCAGCAGCAGCCACAAUGCUGCUGCAUUGACCACUGCUAGGUUAGAGCUGGGAAAAAUGAUACAUUUUUAGAUAGUGCACAUUUAGGAAUAUUUAAAGAAAACAUGAGAAGAUGUAUAGACAAACAUUUUUUUUUGUAUUUAGCAAAGAUGUGCAAGGCAGCCAUAAAAUAAUGAGGUAGUGGUGUACUCGAGGACUGUCUUUAUCAUAUGAGACUCAAGGAUGAAGGGGCCGCUGGGGCCUCAUGAUGACAGUGACAGGAAUAAUGGGUGAAAAAAAAGACUGCAGCCUAUUGAUAUAAAACAGCAUUGUCUUUUCUUGCCUGCAAUUUAAAUCAGUGGCCUUUCUCACUCCCUUUAAAAUAUGAUGAGACAUAAUAGGUGGAACUUUUUAUGGUCAUGGCACAGUGUUAACCAAAGCUAGCUAGCCAUAACCUAAGAUUCCCAUUGAUCACAUGAAUCUUGAAACAUCAUCGCACAAACUAACCUAAAUAUAAGGUAAUAUUUAGCAAUAUGUUUCAGAAUGACUUCAUAAUUCUUUAUUAUUUUAAGAUUUUUGUUGUUGUUGUUUCAGAUUAAAAGCUUUUGAUAAAGCACCCUUACAUUAAAGGAGGCAAACAGUGAUCAUGUGAUCUAAUCAGCUUUUACACACCUUGGCAAUCAUAAAAAAGUUUUCCACAACAUUCAGGCAUAUUCAGGGCUGAUUUUGUGGCCAUUUUAAAAAUAUGGCUGCCAUGGCCCCCAGGGGCCAAAUAUGCAGUGCCCCAAUGUCUAAGUUUUCCUGGCUGGGGUGGUUCAUGACAUCCCAUGUUUUGAUCAGUUUCUAAUACUGCGCAAUACUGUUUUGCAUGGGUCAAAUAUUCUGUUCAUAAAGUAUGCAGUUUAUCUUUAAGUGAUUUCAUGUUUUGAUAGAGCUGCUCACUGCUAUUUUUAAUAUUUGUACAAGCCCUUUCGGGCAUGUCUUGUCAUAUUGGAUUUCAAUAAACAUCGU
Epinephelus fuscoguttatus (brown-marbled grouper) is the source of this 3911-nucleotide messenger RNA. RefSeq names its product monocyte to macrophage differentiation-associated (gene mmd). The coding region runs from base 431 to 1150 and encodes 239 amino acids. Gene Ontology annotation, cellular component: membrane. NCBI's taxonomy places the organism in Eukaryota, Metazoa, Chordata, Actinopteri, Perciformes, Serranidae. The transcript is spliced from 7 exons. Gene Ontology annotation, molecular function: pore-forming activity. The record is from RefSeq and is a predicted model, not a curated record.